AUGCAACCUCCUGCCGACUAUUCUUACCAACAAGCAAUGCCGACACGUCGGUAUCAAAUCCGCGAGAAAAUCUUUUCCUUAGGUGAUAAUUUUAAAAUAAAAGAUGAAUCAGGCCAAGAUGUGUAUACAGUUCGAUCAAAACUGUUCUCAUUCGGCGAUAAACUCAUUCUUGAAGAUAUGGCUGGAAAUGGUUUGGUAAAAAUUCGUCAGGAAUUGAUGCAUCUUCAUCCGACAUUCAAUCUUCUCUCUGCUCGCAGUGGUGAUUCGGAUCGACAGUUAGCUGUUGUAAAGAAGAAAUUCACUUUUUUACGUCAAAAAUUCACAAUUGAUUCUGUCUAUGGAGAAUAUUCUCUCGAAGGUUUAGACAUAUUCGCUCAUUCGUUUACAUUGAUGAAAAACGGACAAACAGUAGCGAUUGUAAACAAGAAAUUCUUCUCAUUAUCCGAUACAUAUGGAGUUGAAAUUGCAGGUAAUGAAGAUCAUGCUUUUGUUUUAUCAUUAAUUAUUAUCCUCGAUCAAAUUAUUUAUGACAAACAUAAUAACUAA
This is a messenger RNA of Adineta ricciae, 546 nucleotides long. The record is from the annotation of a GenBank genome assembly. NCBI's taxonomy places the organism in Eukaryota, Metazoa, Rotifera, Eurotatoria, Adinetida, Adinetidae.